AUGGUUCAGGUCUAUCUAAGUCUUGAAAAGCUAGCUAUCAAGCUGGCACAGGUCGGACUCAUUCAGAGUCCACUCGAGUUCCGUACCUUUGCGCAACGCUUCAACAUUAAUCAGCCUUUGUUUAGUAUUAUUGACGUCGGUCAAGGUAAAGAGCGGGCUGAUCAUAAGAUUAAAGAAAUGCUUCGCACCUUUAGCGACAAUCCUACUUGCCGUCAUAUCAUCUUCGGGGGAUGCCAUGAUGGCGGCUAUCUCCCAAAUCUCGAUCGUAUCAAACAUGACCCCAUCAAAGCCGGCCGAAUCACACUUUUAGCAACGACGCCCAUGCUCAAAGGUUUUGCGGAACUGACGAGUUUCAAAUCUACUCGCUUCGAGACUGUCUUCAAAUCUGAGCCUCUUCCUGAUUUACCUGUAUAUCCCGUUAUUGCCUCCAGCUCGAGACCGCUAAACCAAGUCUCGGCACGACCGCCCCUGCGACCCACGGUAAAUCAAGACACCUUAUCUGAACCGAGCCCUGGGGCCUCUGCCGUCAGUACUUCUCGGAGCACGACGCCGUCAACGGCCACUGCAGAAUCGGGCGAGGUAAAAGGAGAUUCAUGGGCAAGCGUCGGAAAGUCCGGCGCCCCCUCCAACGGCAACAUCUCCAUCGCCCCCACCUCCACAAAAAAGACGACCAAAAAAUACACCUACUACAACAAAGAGGGCCAGCGACUCGACCUGCCCCUCCCGCCCAAAGACGCCGCCGCCUACCAAUCCCUAGAGGCGCGUAUGAAGAAGUCGGGCAAGAAGCUCUGCAACCACUGGCAUCUUGGCGGUAAAUGCGAAAACGGCGAUCAUUGCAUGUUUCAGCAUGAACCGAAGCUUACGCCCGCUCAGCUGAAUGUUUUGCGGUAUAAGACGCGUAGUUUGGCUUGUAAGAAUAGGUAUUGUGAGAAUAUUGAUUGUUAUCUCGGACACCAAUGCGCCCUAGAACGCGACCAGGGCUACUGCUCCUUCUCCGAUGAAUGCCAUUUUCGCGCCUCGCACGGUAUGGAUCCCGUCAAGCAUAUGCGCUACGACCGCGCUGGGAAUGUGGAAUACGGACCUUGGAGAUCUUGA
Molecule: messenger RNA, 1095 nt
Organism: Plenodomus lingam JN3
Lineage: Eukaryota; Fungi; Ascomycota; Dothideomycetes; Pleosporales; Leptosphaeriaceae
Molecular function (GO): metal ion binding
Source: RefSeq, a predicted model, not a curated record